AUGACGUAUGAAGAAUUCAUGGCCCUAGAAUGCCUUUCUGGCAGUGAAGAUGAGUUAGAUUUUGACGAUUCAGAUGAAGACCCGACAAUAAACGUAAAUGAUCUGGAAUCUGCAGAUAGUGAUAGCGAGCCUGAGGCUACUGUAGUUAACACACAUAAUUCAAAUAAUUAUUGUUUGAAGGAUGAUGAGAAUGAAGCUGUUGCUGAUGCACAGGUAUCAAAAGCUUCUGAAAAACACCAAAAGGUUCAGAAAAAUCGAAUCAUCUGGAAAAAACAAAGUGCUUCAUCUGGAAAUGAUAAAUUUAAAUUCGGAGGAAAGUCCUCACUGCCACAGUCUUUGGCUCCACCUACUGCUGUUCGUGAUCUCUGGAAUGAUGUAAUUGGUGUUGAGGUAGCAAAACAGACAAUGUCUCAGAGAUACUUUGAGAGUCUGAUGGCCACUUUGCAUUUCAAUGACAAUACAAAGCGGCCAAACACUGAGAGUCAAGAUAAUGACAAAUUGUACAAAAUCAGACCUAUAAUUGAUCAUGUGAAUAAAAAAUGUCUUUUGGUUCCAAUGAGUGAGCGUUUGUCAGUUGAUGAACAAAUCUGCGCAACCAAAGCAAGGCACCACAUGAAGGUUUAUAUGAAAGACAAACCACAUAAAUGGGGGUAUAAACUAUUUGUUUUGUGUGGGGUUAUGAGGUUUGCACACAAUAUUGAAAUCUACAGUGGGCAAGAAAAUAAUCCAAAAUUCAGGUUAGAUAAUGAAGCAGAUAUUGGAGCAUCUGGAAACGUGAUUCGCCUCAUAAGUGAAGUUCCAAGGUAUCAGAAUUACAAGAUCUCCUUUGACUGA
Molecule: messenger RNA, 834 nt
Organism: Schistocerca nitens (vagrant locust)
Lineage: Eukaryota; Metazoa; Arthropoda; Insecta; Orthoptera; Acrididae
Exons: 2
Coding region: 1-834 (277 amino acids)
Source: RefSeq, a predicted model, not a curated record